AUGAUUGAACACCUUAAACCUGCUAGCUUUAAUUUCCAGAAAAUCAAAGUAUCUGUAGAUUGUUUAUGUAGAUUGUUAGAUAUCGAUUCCAGUGAUAUGACUCAUCCUGGUUUAUCCAUCAUCAAGUUACCAACCACAGAAUCUGUACCAGGUAACAACUUGGUAGAAAGUGCGGGAGAGAAAGUCGCUCAACGUGUCGUGUUAUUUCCAAAACAAAGUAACCCAGGAAGCCAACUUAUUUGGCGUGGUGGCUGUUUGCAAAGUAUUUUGAGUGAUGUGCCAAGUCAAAAUACUCAGUCCAGUGUUGGACAGCUAGGUAACAACUUUGGAGAAACCUUACAAAGAAAGAUAGUUAAUAUAAACCCUUUUGAAGAUAAACCCUUAUCUUUGUCAUUGCCGUCGGUUUGGAAUCAAAAUCAACAAGAUGGUACUAGCGAUGGGACCUGUUUUCUGAAUUCAAAAAACAAAAACUUGAAGAGACCUAGGAAUGAGUUCAAUCCUAAUAAUCCCGAAGGUAACAGUGAUUCAUCUGAAGAAAAAUCAUCUACAAAAGUCCGAGCAACCAAACCUCGCAUUCGGGCACAAACGAAACGUUCAGGGCGGCGAAAUGCUCCAAAGCCUGUACAACAACCUCUUCUUCUAACCUUGCGACCUUUUCAUCCACCUGGAAACUUAUUACUUCCUGCACUUGAUCUAAUGUCUAAGUUUGAUGGUUUAGUUUCAUUUGAAAAUGACAAAUUAGUGACAAAUAAUACUUCGAGUGGUUUAUCAACUAUCAAUGAAGAAAAUAUUGAAGAGACAUCAACGACAGUUAAUGCUUCUAUAUCAACUACUGGUCGGAUGAAAAGUAGUGCAGGAAUAAAUGAUAUCGACUUUGAGGAAUUUAAGCAUUACAGACGUCUCAAUGGGUAUUCACUUUUCGUGCAUGUCAAUAAGAAAAAAUAUGAAUCAUUUCCAGGCUCGACACCCAUUGAUGAUACAAAUGAUGCCAAUGAUAACAUACAAACUGGCCUUGGUAUCUCGAGUUCAGGAAAAGAAAACCAGAAAUCCAAUCGUAGAUGGCAGGCUUUGUGGUUAACAGUGCCAGAAAAAGUUAAACGCGAAUGGAAAAACAAGGCAAAGCGUCUUUUAAAACAAAUUGAACAGCAUGGAAAACGGGAAGUUCUAUCCGAAGAUAGAAAAUUAAGAGAACGUGAUCGUUUGGAAGUUCAACUCAGUCGCACACAAACAACAUUUUAUAGUUUGCUUGAUCUGGCCGCUCAUUUCCAGCUUUUAAGUGAUCGGUUUUCAACAUUUUCUAAAAAUGUUAAUGAUUAUGAGGGACCAGUUGACCCUGUAGGUGUAGAGUCGUUACUACUCGAUGGCUUAUUAACAUGUUUAAUCCCAUUGAUUGCGCUAACAAAUGAAUUGGAGCCAUUCACAGAAGUUCCUGAUCGUAAAACUAUAUGUGACGCUUUAACCAAUUUAACCUUUAUCGCUCCAUUUUAA
Messenger RNA from Schistosoma spindalis, 1488 nucleotides. NCBI's taxonomy places the organism in Eukaryota, Metazoa, Platyhelminthes, Trematoda, Strigeidida, Schistosomatidae. The record is from the annotation of a GenBank genome assembly.